UAAUGACCUUUUUUGAUGUAAUUUCAGAUGCAAAUCUUUGUGAAGACCCUCACUGGCAAGACCAUUACUCUUGAGGUUGAGAGUUCGGACACUAUCGAUAAUGUCAAGGCUAAGAUUCAGGAUAAGGAAGGUAUCCCUCCUGACCAGCAGAGGUUGAUCUUUGCUGGAAAGCAGCUAGAGGAUGGUCGAACUCUUGCCGACUACAACAUCCAGAAGGAGUCCACCCUCCAUCUUGUCCUUCGUCUACGUGGUGGCAUGCAGAUCUUCGUUAAGACCUUAACCGGAAAGACCAUCACCCUUGAGGUCGAAAGCUCUGAUACCAUUGAUAAUGUUAAGGCAAAGAUCCAGGACAAGGAAGGCAUCCCUCCAGAUCAGCAGAGGUUGAUCUUUGCUGGAAAGCAGCUUGAGGAUGGACGAACACUGGCCGACUACAACAUCCAAAAGGAGUCCACCCUCCACCUCGUUUUGCGGCUGAGGGGUGGUAUGCAGAUCUUUGUCAAGACAUUGACAGGCAAGACCAUCACCUUGGAGGUCGAAAGUUCUGAUACAAUUGAUAACGUGAAGGCGAAGAUCCAAGAUAAGGAGGGGAUUCCACCAGAUCAGCAGCGAUUGAUCUUUGCUGGUAAGCAGCUCGAGGAUGGGAGGACCCUUGCUGAUUACAAUAUCCAGAAGGAGUCCACGCUACACUUGGUGCUGCGAUUGAGGGGAGGUAUGCAGAUAUUCGUCAAGACACUAACCGGGAAGACAAUCACUUUGGAGGUGGAGAGCUCGGAUACCAUUGAUAACGUGAAAGCAAAGAUUCAGGAUAAAGAAGGUAUUCCACCAGACCAGCAGAGGUUAAUCUUUGCUGGCAAGCAGCUGGAGGAUGGUCGUACGCUUGCUGAUUAUAACAUCCAGAAAGAAUCUACCCUUCACCUUGUGCUUCGCCUCCGUGGUGGCUGUUAAUAAGUUCAUUCCAUGCUCGCUUUUACGUUGGCAUCUUUACGUUGAACAAUCUAUUAGAUUAUUUGUUUGUUAUAAUGCUGGUAGACCCUUAUAAGACCUGUGUGUGAUAUGUGCCUUAUAAUGGCAUUGGUUAUGUUUCCUUUUUGAGUUCA
This is a messenger RNA of Capsicum annuum, 1097 nucleotides long. Its product is annotated as polyubiquitin. NCBI's taxonomy places the organism in Eukaryota, Viridiplantae, Streptophyta, Magnoliopsida, Solanales, Solanaceae. Gene Ontology annotation, cellular component: nucleus; cytoplasm. Gene Ontology annotation, molecular function: protein tag activity; ubiquitin protein ligase binding. Gene Ontology annotation, biological process: modification-dependent protein catabolic process; protein ubiquitination. The transcript has a single exon. The record is from RefSeq and is a predicted model, not a curated record. The coding region runs from base 28 to 945 and encodes 305 amino acids.